Messenger RNA from Ictalurus punctatus (channel catfish), 3169 nucleotides. Its product is annotated as mitogen-activated protein kinase kinase kinase kinase 5. Gene Ontology annotation, biological process: protein phosphorylation. Gene Ontology annotation, molecular function: ATP binding; MAP kinase kinase kinase kinase activity. The record is from RefSeq and is a predicted model, not a curated record. Bases 213 to 2807 code for a protein of 864 amino acids. The transcript has 32 exons. NCBI's taxonomy places the organism in Eukaryota, Metazoa, Chordata, Actinopteri, Siluriformes, Ictaluridae.
AGAGUGUGUGUCAGAGGGAGGUUCCAGUUUGUGAGGAGGAAGAAGGCACACAGCUCAUUUUUUCAUUUUUAUGUGAGAGCAACUGAGUGGAUCUGCUGCACUAAAGAACAAGAGACCAUCACUCACAAACACACACAUACACACACACACACACACACACACACACACAUGCAGAAGAUUGUGUGUCCAAUGCUCGUGUGUUUGUUGCCGUGAUGAUGGACUCUCAGCACCGAGCAGCGCUGGACAUCUCCACCAAAAACCCACAGGAUGACUUCGAGAUGCUGCUGCGGGUCGGAGGAGGGACAUACGGAGAAGUCUACAAGGCCCGGAAUAAACAGACAGGAGAAAUGGCUGCCAUAAAGAUAAUCAAGAUGGAACCUGAGGAUGAUUUCUCGGUGAUCCAGCAGGAAAUCGUGAUGGUGAAGAGCUGUAAGCACAGCAACAUUGUGGCCUACUAUGGCAGCUACAUCAGGUCAAAUAAACUCUGGAUCUGUAUGGAGUACUGUGGAGGGGGCUCCUUACAGGAUAUCUACCAUGUGACUGGCCCUCUUUCAGAGCCACAGAUUGCAUACGUGUGUCGCGAGAUGCUACAGGGGUUAGAUUACCUGCAUGGCCAGAAGAAGAUACACAGAGACAUCAAGGGUGCCAAUAUUCUCCUGAACGACAAUGGCGAAGUCAAAUUAGCGGAUUUCGGAAUCUCGGCGCAGAUCACAGCAACGUUUGCACGUCGAAUGUCUUUCAUAGGGACUCCAUAUUGGAUGGCACCUGAGGUAGCAGCAGUGGAGAUUAAAGGAGGUUAUAACGAGCUGUGUGACAUUUGGUCAGUCGGAAUCACGGCCAUUGAACUUGCAGAGCUUCAGCCGCCGCUAUUUGAUGUUCAUCCGCUCAGGGUUCUCUUUCUCAUGUCUAAGAGCGGAUACCAACCUCCCAAACUCAAAGACAAGGCUAAGUGGUCACCUAUGUUUUAUAACUUCGUAAAGGCAAUGCUAAUCAGAAACCCAAAGAAGAGACCGAGCGCCAAGAAGAUGCUCACGCACCUGUUCGUGAUGCAGCCGUGUUUGAGGCGAGACUUAACCCUUGAACUGCUGGAUAAACUCCAGCAUCCUGAGAAACUCAAAGAGUGUUUACAACUGGACGAUGAUGACAUAGAGAUGCCAGUGCCGCAUUCUCUGAGACGGAUUCACUCCAUCAACCGACACAACCGGGCUGAGAGGACAAACUCAGACAUUAACUUGAAUCAGAUCUACACGCAGAGACCGGUGAACCGAAAACAAGAGUCACCAGAUACAACAUUACAGGCUUCAGUUGGACGUCAUUUGUCGAGUUCUCCAGACGCACGACUCAAAAGUCCGACCAGAGAGGAGAGCACGGACACCGAUGACGACUACGAUGAUGUGGAAAUCCCUUUUAAUCAAUUCAGCAGUAACACACUGCCAGCUGAUGAUGUUCCUCCUCCACUUCCUCCGAAGCCGAAGAUGCGCAGCAGUUCCGAAGAGAGCAUGACUGCAGAGGACGAACGAGCCAAAGUUCAGAGUCUCUACAUUCCGUCUCCACUGCUGAGGACCAGCAGCGGGACACACACACGCAGUCAACCUGUGCCACGGCCACGCUCUGUCCGGAACGUCAACUCGGACCCUUCCGCGUUUUCCAGUUUCAGGACAGACAUCUCACCGGACCAGCCUCCUGUAUUACCGCCCAAAUCAGACAGGAGGCGCCGACAGCCUGUUAAGGAGCCGCCUGAUCCAGUACAGAGGAAGCUCCCGAUCUUCUUUAAAAAGGUUUUUAACGGCUGCCCUUUAAAAGUCAACUGCUCUACGACGUGGGAUCACCCCACCAGCAAAGACCACCACCUGAUCCUGGGCUCCGAUGAAGGGAUCUUCACGUUAAAUCUGAACAGCACGGAGGCCACACUCGAGCUGCUUUUUCCACACAAGUGCACGUGGGUGUACACCAUCGGCAACGUCUUAAUGUCCAUAUCAGGAAAGUCCUCCCAGCUACAUUCCCAUUUUCUCAAGGAGUUGUACGAGCAGGCUAGAAAAGAACAUCGCGUGGCACUUCCAACACACAGAUUGAUACCCAGGAAGUUCACCAUCACCUCAAAGUUCCCAGACACCAAGGGAUGCCGAGCAUGCUCAGUGGUCCAGAACAGUCAGCGAGGGUGUGUGUUCUUGUGCGGUGCUUUGGAGUCCAGAGUGGUUCUGCUGCAGUGGUACGAGCCCAUGCAGAAGUUCAUGCUCAUAAAGGACUUUGACUUCCCGCUGCCGUCCCCCCUGCGUGUGUUUGAGAUGUUGCUGGUUCCGGAUCAGGAGUACCCGAUGGUAUGUAUCGGGAUUAGCAGGGGUGCGAACUCUAUGCAGCCUGUUCACCUGGAGAUCAUCAACCUCAACUCCAACACAUCCUGGUUCACCAGCACCGGCGUCGAAAACCAAAGCAUGGAGAGAGUUCAGGUGAAUCAGUUGGACUGCGACACACUCCUUGUUCUUAUUGAGAACACAGUGCACAUCGUGAACGUGGACGGGUCACUGAAGAGCUCCAGGAAGUUGCAAUCAGAAGUCAACUUCCCUUUGGACAUAGAAUCAGUAGUGUACGUUGAUGACACGUUGUUGGCUUUGUGGAAACAUGGCUGGCAGAGGAGGGGUGAAGCGUUCUCGGAAAUCCUGCAGGAGAUCAAUGAACCUAAGAAAAUAUUCCGGCUCGUUGGAUCAGACAGGAUGGUCGUGUUGGAGACGCGGCAAAGUGAUGACCAAUCAGGACUCUGUAAUCUCUAUGUCCUGGAGAUUGCUGAGCAUAUUGUUGUCGUGUCAUGAACACACACACACACACAAAACGUGUACACACACACACACACACACACUUUCAUAACUUUUGCAAAUAAAACAAAACCAUGAACACUGCCAACACAAAAGUGGAAAGCUGUGUGUGCACCACAAACACACAUCUCUCCCAUUAUGUCUGCUGUGUGUGUGUGUGUGUGUGUGUGUGUGUGUGCGUGUGUAUGUAUGUGUGUGUGUGUGUGUGUGUGUAACCCACACAGAACAAGACUCUCUUAUCACUUUGGCCUGUGUGUGUUUGUGUGUGUUUGUGUGUGUGAGUGUGCGCAUGUGUGUGUGUGUGAGUGUGUGUGUGUGUGUAUGUGUACAAUAUUCUGCUAAUUAAACAAAUAACACCA